Molecule: messenger RNA, 1414 nt
Organism: Branchiostoma belcheri (Belcher's lancelet)
Lineage: Eukaryota; Metazoa; Chordata; Leptocardii; Amphioxiformes; Branchiostomatidae
Product: beta-1,4 N-acetylgalactosaminyltransferase 1-like
Exons: 8
Coding region: 1-1344 (447 amino acids)
Source: RefSeq, a predicted model, not a curated record
AUGGUUAUCCUUUUGAUGUUAGCCCUGGGAGCCACGAUACUGGAGAACAACCAGCUAAAACAGGUCAUCAGAGAUUCCGGACCUCAGGCCACAUUUGUGCGGACCACAGGGCUGAAGAGAGACAUAAAGUUCCCGUGGAAAGGAGACGAUCUGUGGAACAUCCCGUAUGUGUGGAAGGAACAUGUUGCGAGGGUUCCUCCGCCGACUCCAGUUCUUUUUACAGACGGUAGAUCUCCCCUCAGCUACCCGACACAGGGCCUCAGGGUCCAGCCGAUGAAAACACUCGUCAUCCCGGGUGUAAAGCUGGAGGAAUCCGGUAAUGACAAGAACAAAUUUGUAAUUCAACUCAAUGCCGGGCUUGGUGUACUGACGACCCUAGCGGAUGUUCCGGGUGUUGCAGCAGAAGGUGUGGGAAGCAAGCACCUGACCAUUUCCAGUGCGUCACUGGAACAUCUCAACAGACAGCUGCAGUUCCUGGUGUACAACAACACUCACUUUGAUCCAGACACCGUGGACUACGUGGCGAUCCAGUACCUCCACUACAGCGGAAGCAUUCCCAUCCGAAUUCGACAUAAAACAUUGCCGCAAAUGUUUCCCAUUGUACCAGAUGAUAUCACAACAAAAGUAACCAUAGUGACGAAGACGUUCCUAAGAUACGACAGGUUACGUCAGUUGAUUGACAGCGUACGUCGGUUCUACCCAAACAUCACCAUUAUCAUCGCCGACGACAGCGAACAUCCCGAAAAGGUCGAAGGUCACAACAUAGAGCAGUACAUCAUGCCGUAUGGAAAGGGUUGGUUUGCUGGACGUAACUUGGGCGUGUCCCAGGUCACCACGCCCUACUUUCUCUGGGUGGACGACGACUUCGUCUUCACGUCACGAACCAAGAUUGAGCUCCUUCUGCAAGUCAUCGAAACCACAAAUCUGGAUGUGGUUGGUGGUGUAGUAGGCAAAGGAAGGAGUCGGUUCCGACAUAAGAUCAGAAUUGACGACGGCGAUGAGCUUGGGGACUGCCUGUACCGCAUUCGGGGCUCCUAUCACGCGGUGGAAGGUUUUCCAGACUGCGAGGUGGCCGACAUGGUCACCAACUUCUUCCUGGCAGACACCAUCAAGGCCCGACGUGCUGGAUUCGACCCUCGGUUCACAAGGAUCGCGCACAGUGAGUUCUUCCAGGACGGCCUGGGAGAGUUACGAGUGGCGUCCUGUUCUCACGUGAGGAUAGACCAUGAUCAUGGCGGGCGGCAGCAAAAGUAUGACAAGUACCGCUACAUGACCAGAACUUCCCUCAUAGAAUUGUACAUGUCUUUAUUAUACAAGUACAAUCUCAAAUGCCUUUCGUAUUAGCGCAUUUUAUUGUUAUUUUGGUGAGCUCUCCAACUUGAGUGCGCCACCAAUAUGUACUGUCUCGAUCUUU